CUCAGUACCUCGCUCCCACCCCUCCAUUAUCCUCCAUCGCCUGAGCAACCCCGAGGCACGUCACAGUCGGUUACCCUCCAAACCAACUUGCAAUGCCUCCGCGCGGACCCCGCACAACGGCUCCUGCUGUCUCCGCCGAAUCCAGCAAGCGCAAGCUUCCCGAAGCUCAAGAGCAAACCUCUCCUCGAAGGUCGAAGCGCGUGAAGCCUGCUGUGGGUCCGAAAGCUGCGCCAUCGUCCAGUCAGUCGAAACCCCGCGCAGCUGCCACCAAACCUGCCACGAAGAAUACGAAAGCCCCAGCGAGGAAGCCUCGUGGAGGGGGCAAGGUCAUUUCCCUGAAGGGUCUUGAGACGGUCGGCAAUAACCCGGAGGAGCAAUUCGACGAGGGUGAGGGAGAGGAAAGCGAAGAGGCAGAUGAGAAGCCAGUGGUAAAGGCAAAGGCCCCAAGGAAAAAGAAGACAAAGGAGGAGGCAGAGAUGGUACCGCUGCGAGCCCGCACACCGGGCUUGCGCAUGUGCGUGGGAGCUCAUGUCAGCGCUGCCAAAGGUGUCUUCAAUGCCGUCCAUAACAGCAUGCAAAUUGGUGGCAACGCCUUCGCCCUCUUCCUCAAAUCGCAGCGCAAAUGGGACAACCCACCCCUUCAAGACGACCAUCGAGACCAAUUCCGCAAACUGUGCCUGGAGAACAAAUACGACGAUCCAAAACACAUCCUCCCCCACGGCUCAUACCUCGUCAACCUGGCCCAAGAAGACAAGGACAAAGCCAAGCAGGCCUACGACUCAUUCCUCGAUGACCUCCGCCGCUGCGAGGCUCUCGGAAUCACCCUCUACAACUUCCACCCCGGCAGCGCCAACCAAAGCAGCCUCCCCGACGCCCUCUCCCGGCUCGCCAAAGCCCUCACAAACGCUCUCUCCGCAACCUCCACCGUAGUCCCCGUCCUGGAGACGAUGUGCGGCCACGGCACCACAAUCGGCGGCUACCUGCACGAAUUCCAGGACCUCCUCGCCCUAAUCCCGAAGGAACACCACCCGCGCAUCGGAAUCUGCAUCGACACCUGCCACAGCUUCGCAGCGGGAUACGACCUCGUUACCCCCGCCGGCUUCAAGGCCUUCAUGCAGGAAUUCGAAGACAAGAUCGGCAUCCAACACCUGCGCGCUCUCCACCUGAACGACUCCAAGGCCCCGGGAGGCAGUAAAAGAGACUUGCACGCGAACAUUGGAACCGGAUUCCUCGGUCUCCGGGCCUUCCACAACGUCAUGAACGAGCCACGGUUCCAGGAUCUCCCCAUGAUCCUCGAAACGCCCAUCGACCGUCCUCCACCGGGGGCCGUCAAGGAAGAAGACCAGGACAGCGACAGCGACCCCGACAGCAAGAAGAAGAAAAAGAAGCCGGCAGCAGCUAAACUCGUCCCCGACUACGGCGUCUGGGCCCGGGAAAUCGAACUCCUCGAAUCUCUCAUCGGGAUGGACCCCGAGGGUCCGGAGUUCCGCGCUCUCGAGGCGAAGUUGUCCGAGGAAGGGAGGGAGACGCGCGAGAAGCAGCAGGAGCAGUAUGAGCGCAAAAUGGAGACCGAGAAAAAGAAGCAGGCGAAGGGUAGUCCGGCAAAGAAGGGACAGAAAUCUCUGCUGGAUAUGAUGAAGGGGCCGGGGAAGAAGGGUAAGGCUGCGGAUGACGGGAGUGACGAUGAGGGCUGUCAGAGUCAUGCCGAGGAUUGACAUGGGAUGUGGAGAAAGAUAUCUAUCUAUAUGACACCCUUGAUAAUGCCCAACAGUGCGAAAUGAUCUUCUCGGUGCUUUUUCUGUCUAAUAAUACCCCAAUCUGUCAGAAAAGCAGCAACCAUAUAUAUACUUCCGCCAAUCUAUGCUGUACUCGUUAUCCGGACUUGAUUUCCAAAGCGAAGCUUU
Aspergillus heteromorphus CBS 117.55 is the source of this 1904-nucleotide messenger RNA. Its product is annotated as DNA-(apurinic or apyrimidinic site) lyase APN1. The coding region runs from base 93 to 1715 and encodes 540 amino acids. Gene Ontology annotation, cellular component: nucleus; mitochondrion. The record is from RefSeq and is a predicted model, not a curated record. Gene Ontology annotation, molecular function: DNA-(apurinic or apyrimidinic site) endonuclease activity; phosphoric diester hydrolase activity; DNA binding. Lineage: Eukaryota; Fungi; Ascomycota; Eurotiomycetes; Eurotiales; Aspergillaceae. Gene Ontology annotation, biological process: base-excision repair. The transcript is spliced from 5 exons.